AUGGAAAUUGCCAGUGAAUUUAAUUUGGAUAAAAAAGUAAUUGAAAAAAAGAUUCGAUCAUUCGUAGGUCCAUUUAACCGAGAAUGUAAAUCUAAAUCUGGUGCAGGAGCUGAUGAAUCAAGUAAAUGGUUUGCAUUUAAAAAACUCAUGUUCCUUAAGGGCAAAAAUAUCCCAAGUUCAGCUGUCGAUGGAGGGUUGCAGAGUAACGAAGAAAACGGGUUAACGAAAAACAGAAGUGAUUCAGAAAACACUCUCAGUUUAAUCGAAACUGAAAAUACUGUCACUGUAAACGAAACUACGGGCAUGCUUUUCGCCAGCCCAAAACCAUUUCGCAAAAGAAGACUACCAGUUGAAAAAGAUACAACACAACAAGAAGCUGUAAAGUUUUUUGUUAAUAUAUGUUUGUAA
This is a messenger RNA of Parnassius mnemosyne (clouded apollo), 408 nucleotides long. NCBI's taxonomy places the organism in Eukaryota, Metazoa, Arthropoda, Insecta, Lepidoptera, Papilionidae. The record is from the annotation of a GenBank genome assembly.